Molecule: messenger RNA, 1730 nt
Organism: Aspergillus alliaceus
Lineage: Eukaryota; Fungi; Ascomycota; Eurotiomycetes; Eurotiales; Aspergillaceae
Exons: 1
Coding region: 185-1567 (460 amino acids)
Source: RefSeq, a predicted model, not a curated record
AGCUAUCAUCAAUAACAACAAAGGUCACACAUAUAAGUCAGGCUCAAUGCUGUGACUGGCCUUUUGAUACCUUAUAUUAUAGCUCCCUGUGGCCCCAAGGAAAAAAAAAUCUUGUCUUCCAGUUUCAAUGUCCGAGUAGCUACUAUUUAGUGCAUAAAACAGGUGAAUCGUCUAUCGUUGAAUCAUGUCGACAACCCUCCCGAAAAUUGGGGGUUCCCAUCUUUUGUCUUUGCCCAUUAGAACAUCUGCCUACCAUCAAGACCCUCUGAUUUAUAUUGACCGUGAAGCGAAACACAUCCAACACAACCUACAGGUUCUUAUUGAUGCCCAAAGUGAAGGUCUCCUAGCAGGUUUGAAAGGACCACAGCCAGACGAAACACCCUCGACCGGAAGUGGUACCCCUUCCACCGAACGAAGUGGCUUUCAAAGGCUUCCGAUCGUCCCAGUUAGACAGCCCAUUGUGGAGAAGAUUAGCUUGCGUGCCGCACGCGAAGGGAUCUUCAAAUCCAUCUUUGACUUGCUGAAACUUAGGGAGGAGGAACGAGAAAUACUCAAAGCCCGUGUUGCCGAACGAACGGGUGCGCUGGAUGAAAUAAACGGCUUUGCUACCAAGAAGGCCGGGCUGGAGGAGGCUAUCUCGACCAUCUACACCAACAGGGAAAGUCAGCGCACUAGGGAACUUCGAGCGGAAGGCCACAAACUCGAGGCGGACAUUCAUGAGUUGGAGACAAGACUGUCUCAGAUGAAAGCCAGACAUCGUCAUGUUUUGGGAGAGUUAGCAAAUGUGGAAAACUCGGUGGACUCCAAGUUGUCUUCUUACAAGGCCUCCUUAGCCCUUCUAGAAUCGGAUAUCCGAAAGUUCCUUCAGAACCCCCCUGUUCCACCCCAGCCGAGUCUCACUAACAGCACAACAUUCUAUGCAUUGAACUCUAAACGCCGGACCCUUGAUAUGGCUCAAGAGCAUUGGACAACAGAGCAGUUAGAGUUGCGGAAAAGACAGCAAGAAGUAGAUCUUGAGAUACAGGCACUUGAGGCAGGAGGUGGAGUAUGGAAACAAGUUGUUGUGGAAGUUUAUCGGUUCGAGAUGCGGUUGAAGAUAGCAAUGCGACGCUCACUACAGGGUCAGUCACAGGUUUUAGAGCCUGGCGGAGUUACUGGGAACAAUUCUGAACUUGAUCAUGCUCAUGAAAUCUUGGAAGAUCUCAGAAAUACAACAGAACACUUGGAACACUAUCUGGGUUUGGCGGAGGAAAAAGACUGGAAACUGCUCGUCUGUUGCAUUGCUACAGAACUCGAAGCCCUGCGGGAAGCACGGGGAAUGCUUCUCGACUUCUUCGAUAUGCCGGAUGACAGUCCUUCGCAGUAUUCAGCACGAAGGAUAUCUGUCAAGUCUGAAGAGGAUACCAUACAUGAUGCACAGCUCGAUCCUCUCGGGGUUGAUAACCCCGAACCUCCAGCUGAUCUAUUGAAGGAUGCAGAGGAACAUCACUCUGGUAGCAUUGCUACGUCGGAAGACGAGGAUGAUGAGCCGGACCCUGCUUGGCUGCUUCCUGAGACUUCGAUAUGACCAAUGGUCCGAGAUAUAGAAUUUUCGCGGGACUUCACUAUAUGUAAUUAUGAGGAAAGACCGCAAUGAUAUCAAUGUAUAUCUAGUAGUAGUGCCUUGAGCUGAACUCUUAUUGGUCAGUCGUCAAGUUGGGGAAAGCAAUAAACAAAUGCCUGCAAAAGAA